CUCGUUGGUGAGGUCAGCUCUUAGGUCCAACACCAGCAGACCCCCAAGACCUCAGGGUCAAAUCUAUAGCCCGCCUCCAACCAGCUGGAUCUCCCCAGUCUCCUGCUUUACUUCCUCUAAUUCUUGAGGGUUGAAAAAUGACCAUAGUUGACAAAACUGAACCUUCAGACCCAUCAUCCUGUCAGAACCAGCCUGGCAGUUCUGAGGCGGUCUCACCUGAAGACAUGGACACAGGCUCUGCCAGCUGGGGUGCCGUGUCUUCAAUAAGUGAUGUUUCAAAUCAUACACUUUCAUUAGGGCCAGUGCCUGGUGCUGUAGUUUAUUCUAAUUCAUCUGUACCCGAUAAAUCAAAACCAUCACCACCAAAGGACCAAGUCCUAGGUGAUGGCAUUGCUCCUCCUCAAAAGGUUCUAUUUCCAUCUGAAAAGAUUUGUCUUAAGUGGCAGCAAACUCAUCGAGUUGGCGCUGGGCUCCAGAAUUUGGGCAAUACCUGUUUUGCCAAUGCCGCAUUGCAGUGUCUGACCUACACACCACCCCUCGCCAAUUACAUGUUAUCCCAUGAACACUCCAAGACAUGCCACACAGAAGGAUUUUGUAUGAUGUGCAUAAUGCAAACACACAUUACCCAGGCACUCAGCAACCCUGGGGACGUUAUCAAGCCUAUGUUCGUCAUCAAUGAAAUGCGGCGUAUAGCUAGACACUUCCGUUUUGGAAACCAAGAAGACGCCCAUGAAUUUCUUCAGUACACAGUUGAUGCCAUGCAGAAAGCCUGUUUAAAUGGCAGCAACAAAUUAGACAGACACACCCAAGCUACCACCCUGGUCUGCCAGAUAUUUGGAGGCUACCUAAGAUCUCGAGUUAAAUGUUUAAAUUGCAAGGGUGUUUCAGAUACCUUUGAUCCAUAUCUGGACAUAACGUUGGAGAUUAAGGCUGCUCAGAGUGUUACCAAGGCAUUAGAGCAGUUUGUGAAGCCGGAACAACUGGAUGGAGAAAACUCCUACAAAUGCAGCAAGUGCAAAAAAAUGGUUCCAGCUUCAAAGAGAUUCACCAUCCAUAGGUCCUCUAAUGUUCUCACCAUUUCACUGAAGCGCUUUGCCAACUUCACUGGUGGAAAAAUUGCUAAGGAUGUGAAAUAUCCUGAGUACCUUGAUAUUCGGCCCUAUAUGUCUCAGCCCAAUGGGGAACCAAUUAUUUAUGUUUUGUAUGCUGUGCUGGUACACACUGGUUUUAACUGUCAUGCUGGCCACUACUUUUGCUACAUAAAGGCUAGCAAUGGCCUCUGGUAUCAGAUGAAUGAUUCCAUCGUGUCCACCAGUGAUAUUAGAUCGGUGCUUAACCAGCAAGCUUAUGUGCUCUUCUAUAUCAGGUCACAUGAUGUGAAAAAUGGAGGGGAACCCACUCAUCCUACCCAUAGUCCUGGCCAGUCCUCUCCCCGCCCAGGAAUCAGUCAGCGGGUCGUCAACAACAAGCAGGCAGCACCAGGGUUUAUUGGACCCCAGCUGCCUUCCCAUGUCAUGAAGAAUGCACCACACUUGAAUGGCACCACACCAGUGAAAGACACGCCAAGUAGUUCCAUGUCAAGCCCUAACAGAAACACCAGCGUCAGCAGGGCCAGUCCUGUUAAUGCUUCGACUUCUGUGCAAAGCUGGUCUGUCAGCAGGCCCUCAGUUAUUCCAGAGCACCCCAAGAAGCAAAAAAUUACCAUCAGUAUUCACAACAAGUUGCCUGUUCGCCAGGGUCAGGCACAGCUGAAUAACAACCUCCAUGGCCCUUCUCUGGAGGCCCCUAGCAAGGCGGCACCUUCCUCCACCGUCACUAACUCCUCUGCAAUACAGUCUACCUCGAACGCACCCGUGACAUCAGUCUCUAAUAAAGUAGCAAAAUCAGUUUCCCCUAGUGAAUCCUGUUCUAAGCCCAUGGUGAACGGCAAGGCUAAGGUGAGCUCCAGCGUGCUGGUCCCCUACGGGGCUGAGUCCUCAGAAGAGUCUGAUGAGGAGUCAAAGGGCCUGGCCAAGGAGAAUGGUGUAGCUAUGACGGCCAGCAGCACUUCCUGUGACGGGCCGGAAGCUGAAGAUGAGAACAGUGAGGCUUCGCCUCAGGAGCUGCAAGAAUCUGUCACGUUAAAUGGUGCUAACAGCCCAGACAGCGACCUGAGAGAAAACGGCCUGGCCUUUGACAGUACCAGCUGCCAGGUCCAGCCCGAUCUACACACAGAAAACCUCUUUUCCAAACUUAAUGGUCUUCCUGGAAAGGUGACCCCUGCUCCUUUACAGUCUGUUCCUGAAGACAGAAUCCUCGAGACCUUCAAGCUUACUAACCAGGCAAAGGGCCCAUUGGGUGAAGAGAGUUGGACUACAACAAGGGAAAGCCCCCCGAAGGACCCUGUUUCACAGCUGGAGCCCAUCAGUGAUGAGACUGGUCCCUUUGAGACACUGGAGGCCGUCACCAAUGGGAGCAUAAAGACCCCUACGACCAUGUCACCCCUGGAACCUACCAUCAACUGUACCAAAGAAGACUCCUCGAUUGUUGUUUCAGCUAACCCUGUGGAGGCUCCGCCCUCCAGCACUGCUCUUUGUAACACCACCGGUACUACCUUGGGGGAUGCCCCACCGCCCGAAUUGUGUGACCCUGAUGACUUGACUACCAGCCCGAGCCAGCCAACCCAAGCAGUGAAAGGGGAGAUAGCUGAGAACCCGCAGGACUCCAGCGUGGCUGAAGCAGUGGAGAGGCUGAGCCCGGCUCCCUCAGUACUCCCAGGUGAUGGGUGUGAGCAGAAACUCUUCCUUUACCUCAGCACAGAGGGAUCUGAGGAAGCGGAAGACUCUUCCAGAAGCUCAGGGUUCUCUGCAGACACAGUGCCCCCUCAGCCUGACAGGACCACCAGCUCUUGUGAAGGGGCUGCCGAGCAGGUGACUGGGGACAGAGGUGAUGGAAGCAAGGUGGGACCCAAAGUUCAAGAGCCUUCCCCAGCUAAGGAAAAGAUGAGCAGCCUCCGGAAAGUGGAUCGAGGACAUUAUCGAAGCCGGAGAGAGCGUUCUUCUAGUGGGGAGCAUGUGAGGGAUGGCAGGGCCCGGACAGAGGACCACCACCAUAAGAAGCGGCGCUGCUACAGCCGAGAGCGGCCCAAGCAGGAGCGCCACCCUGCUAAUACAUACUGCAAUGGGGGCCAGCACCUGGGCCAUGGUGACAGAGCCAGCCCUGAGCGCCGCUCCCUGAGCAGAUACAGCCACCAUCACUCACGGGUUAGGAAUGGCCCAGAGCAGGACUGGAGCCGGUACCACCAUUUGGAAAACGAGCAUGCCUGGGUCAGGGAGAGAUUCUACCCAGACAAGAUGCGGUGGGACAAAUGCAGGUAUUACCAUGACAGGUACACCCCGUACACGGCCCGAGAGUGGCGGCCUCUGCGUGGUCGUGAACAUGAACGCACUGCCCAGCCUGGGCGCCCACACAAAGACGGCUACUGGGGCCGUAAGGGCUGGGAGCCGCAACCCCGGGGGAAGGAACGGCCCCACUUCCACAACCCACGAGAAGCCCCUGGCCUUGCCCUGCCCCUCGAGAGGCAUCCCCAGGAGAAGGCUGUUCUGGACGUGCAGGAAAGCAGCCACAGCCUCCCUGAGCGCUUUCAUGAACACGAAAGUGUCAAGUCGAGGAAACGGAGGUAUGAGACUCUAGAAAAUGUUGAUGGCCGCCUAGACAAAAAAGCCCACAAAAGUCUAGAGAAGGACACUUUGGAAGAGCCAAGGGUGAAGAAGCACAAAAAAUCUAAAAAGAAAAAGAAGUCCAAAGAUAAACAUCGGGAUCGAGACGGCAGGCACCAGCAAGAAUCCGACUUUUCGGGAGCAUGCUCUGACACUGACCUCCAUAGACACCGGAAGAAAAAGAAGAAAAAGAAAAGACAUUCGAGGAAGUCAGAGGACUUUAUGAAAGAUGUUGAGAUGCAUUUACCGAAGUCCUCAAGCUAUGAGGCUGUCGGCCAUUUCCGGAGAACGGAGGGCACCUUUCUGCUGGCUGAUGGCCUGCCUCUGGAAGACAGUGGCUCUCUCCGGGAGAAAACCAAGCAUUUAAGGAUGGAAAGCCGGCCUGACAGAUGUCAUCUGUCAGAGUAUGGCCAGGGUAAGAAGAUGGGGAAUGAAGGACACAGCUCUUUGAGUUAACAUGUUUUGGGAAAGGUCCUGAACACAGAAAUGUAAGGGGCACAGAAGGGUGUGAGAGUGGACUCAAGAUGCCCCCAAACAAGACCCUCCCGAUGAGCAGAGGUGUGGUUUGACCUCCGGCUGGGUGUGACCUCUGUUGAAGGCCUGAGUUGCAUGGAGCUGGGCCGGGCAUAACCUAUGUGCUCAGACCCCCUGGAACUCAGAGCGCCUAUGUGUGUCACACAGAACUUUGGCUUUUAAAGUAUUCUGUGCCUGUGUGUAUAUUUGUGUGCACUCACAUGUACAUCUGUGUGUGUGUAUAUUGUGUUAACUUCUGAAUCCCUAAAGGCCCUAGCAUACCCCAUUUCCUAAGCCAUAACUCAGUAUUUUGGUCUCUAGAGAUGUAUCUACAAUGUGGGGCUCUGGCAUCCUCCAGGCUGCUGGUUUCUGAGGUGUUUUUACUGGAUCUCCUCUCCCUAAAUGAUGGUUCCAGGCUAGUCCGGAACUCAAAUCCUCCCUCACCCUCCUAGUGCUAAGAUUACAGACCAGUGCCAGUGUGCUUGGCUGCCCCUUUCUCUUCCUACCCUGUUUCUAGUGAGCUUUUCCUCUAAAUGGGAGCAUUUGGCUUGUAAAAAAUGUACAGGAUAUGAAUGUCAGUUGGGCCAGAGCAGAGGCUGGCAAACUGUAGCCCUGGGGCUACAGCCUAACCUGCAAUUCAGAACGGCUCUAACACUUGAAAGUACUUAGUAGUAUUUGUUCAAGUGAAACACUGUGUGAAAUCAGUAGACUUUGGCUGAAGCUCGUGUUUUGUGUUGUACUGUUUUGGUGCCACUCAGUAGAGGUAAGACAUGGCCUGUCCCAUUGAAAAGGUUUUCAUCAUCUGGUCCUUGAUAUAAAAAGCUUGUCCAUUCUGCCCCAGACACCCAAAGAUUAUGGUCACGAAUAAAAGGCACGUGUGUUGCUACAGAGACGUGUUAGUGACCGAGUGGAACCUUUUGCUCUUUGGCAGUCCACUCGUACACUGCAUCAGGCUACCCCAAACUGGUGGCUGGUUUGCAGCUAAUGCCUCUGCACCCACACCUCUGCUGUGACCACUGACCCUUCCUUACAAACUUCAGUUCUUCCUACAGCUCUCUGUAGGACUCUGAGCUCAUUUCUUUGGGCUGAAAUCUGUCUGUCACAUAAGAAUGUACAGCAGUAUGCUGGGGCAGAGACCUGGUCCUCGGGCGUGGCUCUAGAGCAUCCUCUGUUGGUGUUCUUUGAAGCACUGCCAGCCAGUGUCUGCUUGCUCAUCCUGUAGGAGUGAUUUUUCAGCAGCUGACAUCAAACUGCAGGAACUGAUUGUAGUCAGU
Peromyscus eremicus (cactus mouse) is the source of this 5485-nucleotide messenger RNA. It is a transcript of the gene Usp42, whose product is annotated as ubiquitin specific peptidase 42. Lineage: Eukaryota; Metazoa; Chordata; Mammalia; Rodentia; Cricetidae. Bases 138 to 4154 code for a protein of 1338 amino acids. Gene Ontology annotation, molecular function: cysteine-type deubiquitinase activity; cysteine-type endopeptidase activity. Gene Ontology annotation, cellular component: nucleus; cytosol. The record is from RefSeq and is a predicted model, not a curated record. The transcript is spliced from 16 exons. Gene Ontology annotation, biological process: regulation of apoptotic process; protein deubiquitination.